CACCAACAUUUUCUUUUGAGUUUAAUUGAUCAUGGGAAAUAAACUUAGGAAGAAGAAAAAGAAGAAGAACAGAAACAAGAAGCAGAACCAACCCAAGGAGAUCAACGAAAUUUUAAAUCAAAUAGAAAAUCUUGUUUUAGAGGAAAAGAAUGAUGAUUUCAUUAGCAGAUUAAGAGAUGAUUUCCUGUGCCAAAUCCUUUCUUUAGUUCCUUUCAGAUGUGCAGUACAGACUAGCCUGCUGUCAACUCGUUGGAGAUAUGUGUGGAGGAAAGCAAUAGAACUUCAAGGAACAAUAGAGGAUGUUCCAAGAGUGAUCACGUCGCUUCUUGAUCCAUUUGACAAGCUUUCAUGUCAUCGAAGAAUCUGGUUUCAUUUCAGACAAGGCAGUAUUCUAGCUACCAUCAAAGAUAAGGUGGAACUUCAUCUGAAUUUCUGCGCUGGAGGACGAACUUUCUGCCAUUUUGACUGGAGUCUAGAGCUCAAUCCGCAAAUCCCAAUUUCUGAACUGUCUUCAUGCAUAAAAGUCCUUCAUCUAAAGUCUGUGAACAAGCUGACUAGGGAAACAGUUUCAUCUGUUGUUUCAAAGUUCCAGUUUCUUGAAAGCUUGCAGAUUUCUGAAUGCAAAGGAUUACAAUCACUUUAUAUUGAAGCCGGUUCAACACUUCGAAGCUUGGUUAUUUUGGACUGUUUACAACUGAAUGAAGUAUAUGUUUUUGCAUAUAACCUCAAGGAAUUGGUGUUUCAGGGACAACUUCCUUGGUUUUGGCUCAAAUAUUCUCCUCAGUUGGAGUAUGUCAUUCUUGAUUUCAGAUAUGGUCCUGGCUACAAUCCCUUUGCUUGUGAAAAUCUUUUGUCCCUUCUGUUGGCUGUCAAAAAUGUGAAGACUCUUACAAUAUCUGGCUGGGUUUUUAAGGUACCAAUUUCAAAGUGGCUAUCUUCAGCUGGAGCCAUCUGGGAGCGAAAAGACUUUCUCUUCAACAACUUAAAGGAGUUAUGUUGGAUUGACAGCUCAAUGGAAAAUCACAGCAUAGCUACCUUGGUUUCUAUUCUAAAGAUCUGCCCUUCUCUGGAGAAGCUAGUCAUAAAUGUGGAUCCUGCUAAUUACUGCAGUCCAAGCAAGGGAGAAUGUAGUUUCUGGAAGGAGUACUCGAAUCGAGUUGCCAAUACUGCAACUCUGGAUCAUCUCAAUGUGGUUAAACUGAAGGGUUCCUUAGGUCAGGAAGAUGAAAUUUUAUUGGCAGGACGGCUGGUUGAGCCAAAGACUCCUCAGUCAGGCACCGAAAUGAUUGAGGUGCCACCAGCAGAAGGCUGCAGGGUGAUCAUGGCUUAUCAGUUGGACAACCUUUAUGAAUUAUGGCUUCCUCUAGAGGAUAAUUGCAGCUUGUGGAGAUGAAUAGUUCCGAAUUACUUUACUCCAAUUCCAAGCUUGAUGCAACAGAAAAAUUGGGUGUAGAAACAAAUUCUUCAAAUUGUGCAGCACCAUAGAAUAGCUUUCACAUUCCUCAUUUUAAGCUUUGUCUAGUUAUUAAUUCAUAUUACAUUCCAGUAAAAAUUAUAGCAAUUUUCUUAACAUUUCAAUCUAAGCCAGUUCUUCAAGAUGAGUUCCUUCUUCCUUUGGCACCUUGGAAGCAGAGUUGCACCUCAUUAAUCUUGGUUAUUAUUUAUUAUCUUCAACCUUUGAUGCAUUCAAGGAGGAAACAGAGGAAAGCAAGACAGAACCAAACCAUAAUUUAUUUGCAGAAAGAAAUUGCAAGAAGGCUGUGUUGACUUUUAAUUUUUCAUAUGGCAUCUUAUGGUUUUUUGUCCCUUAAUUAGCACUGUAUGAUGUUCCCCUCUCUUACUUUUCCCUCUUCCUCCUUUUGCUUUAGGCCUGGUUGUGGUCUUUUGCCUAUUUUUUUACUGUAAAAUUUUUUUUGCUGUCAAAAUCUCUUGUACAGGACUUAGUUUUUACUGAUUAAUUUUUGUAUGUCAG
Theobroma umbraticum is the source of this 1972-nucleotide messenger RNA. Lineage: Eukaryota; Viridiplantae; Streptophyta; Magnoliopsida; Malvales; Malvaceae. The record is from RefSeq and is a predicted model, not a curated record.